CACAUAUGGUACGUACUAAAGAAUAUUGAUAGCUAAUAAUUAAGGUUGAUAUUUUUGAUAAUAUAUUCGUAGGAUUUGGUAUUUUUUAUAAUUAAGAGAAACACCGGUACAAAGAUAGAGAUGGAAAAGAGACAAUUUUCUCAACAAAAUUAAAUAAAUAAAUGAAAGAGAUAGACAAUAAAUUUUCAGCUAGCCUUAAUUUGACAACCACUUUUUAAAAUUUAAAAUUUAAAUAUUAUUAGUUAAUAAGAAAAACGAUACAUUCGGCCACUUUUGAGAAAAAGAAGAACUACAUCCACAAAAAUCUAUGAUUUAAAUUGAUAUUUUGAUUAUUUAAAUUCAAAGUAAAAUAAAAUUAGUAAUCUAUAUAUAUGGUUUGCUUUCUACAUAGUUAUAGUUUUGAGUAAUAUUAUAAUUGCGAUUGAAUAUGGGAGUAGUGAAUAUGGGUAGAGGUAUUAGCGAAGAUUAUGAAGAAAUUUAUGGUGAGAUUAGCAGUCCUGUGACCACUAGUACCACCACCACUAUUGCCACCGCAGCCGCCACUUGUCCUACGACUACGACUGCAACCACCACGGAGGCCACUAGUGCUCCCACUCAAAAUCUGAAUAAUCAUACCUAUAAUAUCACCUAUAAUGUGUAUAUUUAUAUCCGUGAUGGUAAUAUUAAGCCCUACAGUAAUAAUUAUUAUCACCUAUUACAAUUAUUAUUACCUCAACAACAACAUUUUCCCCAACCAAAAUCACCAGUGCAGCCUCAACAACAGCCUUUUCCCCAGUCACAACCACCAGAGCAGCCUCAAGAACAGCCACCAAAGCCUCAAGAACAGCCGCCACCAAAGCCUCAAGAACAGCCACCAGCGAAGCCUCAAGAACAGUCACCAAAGCCUCAACAGCCACCAGAGCAGUAUUACAAUUCUUAUUAUAAUAAUUAUUAUAAUAAAUAUUAUAAUAAAUAUUAUAAUAAUUAUUACCAGAAAUAUUACAUGAAUUAUUACAGGAAUUAUUACAUGAAUUAUUAUAAUAAUUAUUACAAUAAUUAUUACAGUAAGAUGCUGACUAAUUUCUAUACAGUUUGAUCUUCAAGUUUUUUUUUCCUUUCAGCAAUGAAUAAGAGUAUUAUUGGAUAUUUUAUUAAAUAAAAGUUUUAUUUUAUUUUUUCAUAAGUUAUAUGAUCUUUUAUA
Cannabis sativa is the source of this 1180-nucleotide messenger RNA. RefSeq names its product gamma-gliadin-like. Lineage: Eukaryota; Viridiplantae; Streptophyta; Magnoliopsida; Rosales; Cannabaceae. Bases 428 to 1075 code for a protein of 215 amino acids. The transcript is spliced from 2 exons. The record is from RefSeq and is a predicted model, not a curated record.